GGACAAUCUUGUCAGAAAUACAGAAGAGAUGCGUGUUGGAGUAGUGGGGUAUGGUAAUGUGGGUCAAUAUUUGGUACAGCAGAUUGAGGAACAUGCCUCGCUAGAGCUAGCUUUUGUUUGGAAUAGAACUGUGUCAGCCUUAGAUGACCUUCAAAACAGGGAAGCAGUUCUGGAAAAUCUUUCAGAUUUUGCUUCAAGGAAAGCAGAUUUGAUUGUAGAAGUUGCCCAUCCUAACAUUACCAAGCAAUGGGGAGCUAGGUUCCUGGCAACAGCAGACUAUAUGAUUGGCUCCCCUACAGCUCUUAGUGAUGCUACUUUGGAGACAGAAUUGAGGAAUGCUUCCAGCUGCCAUGGUCUAUACAUUCCGACAGGAGCAUUUUGGGGUGGGGAUGAUAUCAAGAAGAUGGCAGAUCGAGGAACAUUACAGGCACUGAAAGUGACAAUGAAAAAGCAUCCAAGCAGUUUCAAGCUUAAUGGGGAUUUGAAGAUCACAAAUGAACAGGUGUUGGACAAUGCAGUUGUCCUGUAUCAAGGUAGUGUACGAGGGUUAUGUCCUCUGGCUCCUAAUAAUGUCAACACCAUGGCUGCCGCCGCAGCAGCAGCACACAAUUUGGGGUUUGACAAAGUCACUGGGUGCCUGGUGUCAGAUCCAAGUCUUACAGACUGGCACAUAGUAGAAGUGGAGGUGUGGGGUCCAGGAAACAUGGACAAUGACACGGCUUUUCAUGUCAAAACUGUCCGUAGGAAUCCUGCUAAAGUUGGGGCUGUUACAGGAAGUGCAACAUACGCUUCAUUCCUUAGUAGCAUGUUGGGUGCCCAUGGCAAGGGACCAGGUGUACACCUGUGUUGAAGAUCUGUGGACAGUAAAGUUGAACAAUUUUAUACAGAAAAAGUUUUGAUAAAAAAUUAAUGUCUUUUGAUAAAAUUGAUAAAACUAUGACAGCACAGCAUGGUCUGUUAUUUCAGCUUCAUGAGUAACACAAACCACCCUGAGUUGUGACAUUGGAUCAUCACUGAGAUUGCCAGUCUAGAAACUCAGCCUUCUGAAAUGUAUAAUUACUGUUUGGAUAUGGCUGAAUUAUUGAAACAGUUUUCUGAAGAAAAAGUCUAAAACUGGCUGAUUAUUGUAAAAUAUGAUAUAAACUUGAUUAAUUUUACCAAAUUUGCCAAACAAGUUAUUUCAGCUUAUACUAAUCACUCUUGUUGGCCCAGAUGUAAGCAUUUUUAGGGGUCUUAUUGUGGGAGGAAAUAGGCGUGCCCAGGGAAAACCCACAUGGUCGGGCAGGUGACUCCUUACCUUUUCACGUCCGUUCUGGGAAUCAAACCCUGUUUUCAACAGUAUGGCAUUGUACAGAGUUAGUGGGCAUUACAAAUCUCAGGCUAAAUUUUUAGGAAAAUAUUUUUGGUGAAGCCAUGAUGGUUCAUCAUUUAUUCUAGCAAGAACAGGAAGGCAGAUUGUCAAUUACCAAGACUAGUGGGACAGUUUAUUUAUAGAGGUAGGGAAAUGUAAAAUCUUAUAUAAAACAAAAUAUCUCUCCCCUUAAAUUCUGAGACAUUGAACUGACCUAAUUGAAUACUAAAUAGCAGGAUUAACAAGGCUUAACUGUAUACUGCUUGAUUAAUCAUUAAAGAUAAACUAAUACAAAUUAUAGAUUUAUGAUACAGCUUGAAAACUUCACUGAUAAAAAAAAUCAAGAAGAAAAGGAAAAAAAAUUCCUUGCAAAAAUAAGUAAAAAACGAAAAUUUCCAAGUCAAAAUUGAAAAGGUAAUUUCUGUUCAAUAUCUAUGGUCUGCAUUUUAAUAUUACAAUGCAAUCUGUAAGUCUGUAACAUCAUUUCAGUAUUUGAAGCAAUGUUAUAAUGAGUUAUAUUACACUAUGUAAUACACAAAAAUAAUAGAUAGUUAUAUUCACUACAUGGUCGUAUUUAAAGAGUUAUUGAUCACUGUGGAGGUAAAUAAUUGUAACUUUAAGCAUAUCACAUUCAAUACAUUCCAUAUAUUCAAUAUUAUACAUGUAUUAAAUGUAUAUGAACAGAAGGUUUUGUAUAUUGUCAAUAGAGGGGUAUCUGGGCAUUAGCAUUUGUAUUGAAAAAUGUUUCAGGAGUACAUAACAGAUUUAGAAAUUUGUUCUUUUAUGCUGUGUGAUGGGAUUUUUUACUGCCAUAAUCAUAUAUACAACAACACAUAUAAUUAUGUUUUGGACUAGGCCUAUAACCAUAUAAUUCUGUAGAACUGUGUAAGUCAAGAUCAACAUCUUUUUACAAUGAGUAUUACCAACUGUUUUAAGCAUUGUUUUCAUGUCAUUUUGUUGCAUGUUUAAAAUGUUUCAGAUUUUGUAUAAGACUUGUACUUUCAAUCAGAUUGUUAUUUUUACAGUAUUAAAAAAUAUUUUUUAAAA
Messenger RNA from Ylistrum balloti, 2398 nucleotides. Its product is annotated as aspartate dehydrogenase domain-containing protein-like. Bases 29 to 850 code for a protein of 273 amino acids. Gene Ontology annotation, biological process: NAD+ biosynthetic process. Gene Ontology annotation, molecular function: L-aspartate dehydrogenase [NAD(P)+] activity; NADP binding. Lineage: Eukaryota; Metazoa; Mollusca; Bivalvia; Pectinida; Pectinidae. The transcript has 8 exons. The record is from RefSeq and is a predicted model, not a curated record.